AACAUUUUCCUUUCAUGGAACUUCAAAUAAGAUCUCAAACAGGAAGCAGCAUUAUCAACAUUACUCCAAAUCAAUAACUCAAAUUAGCAGUUCAAGUAGAUUGAUUUGCAUUACAUAUUUCAUACGUCACUAUCAUUUUUCUGUAGUUAAUAACAGUUUGGUUCUAAAUACAUUACAUAUCUAUGACACCAUUAAGGAAUUAAAAGAACAAAUCGGACUCAUUUGGUCAGUUCUAUGACAGCCCUCAAAGUUCAGCCAAUCCAAGAUUGACCAACUACAAAAAAAAAAAAAACAUUGUGCGUGACCUACAGAACCUUUGUGCAUACGUGACCCUAACUUGAAUGGUUAACUUUUGGAUAUUGAUUUUGCAACAGUAACAAUGUCGCAUGUACUGACAAUUUGUUUUAAUUUUUCUUACCUUAUCAACUAAAUGUAGUCAAAUGCUCGUUCUUCAGAGAAGCAUUUUUUUUAAAUGUGCUUGUCAGUAUCUACUAACUGUUAACAGGCCAUUAAGACAAUUUGCUAGAUCAACAAUUCAUUAGAUUAGACAUUUGGAUGUUUUAGCUGUAAACUACAAAAGUGAAUCCACCUUGCCUUUGAGGGAAGUAAGACCAAAUAUUUUUCACCAUUUAAAUUAUCCUCAAUUCUGGGGGGACUUGACAAAAAAUGCCUCCAGCAGUGAGCACAAAUCGUCCAUCCUAUACUUUUAUUCUCACUUUACAGGUAUUUUAAUUGUUCUGCCACUACGUGUCGCUGGCAUGAAUAAAAUGAGUAAAAUUAUUUGUAGUAAAUAAAUCAUUUUCAGAGUGUUCAAGCAUAAUUGGAUCAUUUGCUGUGCCGAUACAACUGAUGAUCUGUAAAGGCACAUACUUGUUCUAAAUCACUGGACUAAUGCACCAUCUUACAUUUCUCGUGGUUCAGGUGAAACGAUGACACAACUUUCCUCAUUUAAAAGGUUCCUAAUUGUUCAACUGGUUUGUUUAGGUGUAGUUUGUAUCCUACAUAGAUAGCUUCGUAUUCAUUUUCCCACGUUGUUAGUCGUAGAUUGCGACAGCAAUCGAUAACAUCAAAAUGUACAAUCUGUCUAUUUCUUAUGCAAAUUAGCCGAUGCUUAUCUGAUUUUUAUCUCACACUCUGAAGAGGCUUGUAAAAUAUCCGUCGGAUGCUUUGUUGUCUUUUCUUUACUUGAAUGAGCGUGGGUAAAAAAAUAAAAAAGAACAUCCUGAUUUAUGUCUCUUGAAGCAUGCAGUGUAAAUCCAGCCUUAGAGGUGUGUCCUGAUGAUUAAAUAAGCCAAAAUAACCGCAGACGUCGGCCAGAAGAGAAACGUGGAGGCACAGCCCUUGGAAGAAAAAGUUUGGACACCCCUGCUGUAUAGGAAUCAGAAUGUGUGAAGCCUCUUUUCACUAAAUUUUUUUGCCAGCAUGGAGACCAGAGAAAUGAAGUUCAUCAAUGAAGGCCUGGAGGAUGAGAUGGAGGUGUGGGGUUACCGACCCUGCCCGUGGAAAAUGAUCCUGGUGGGUGUUGGUACCGUUUGCUCUGGUGGUCUCCUGCUACUCCUGCUCUACUGGCUCCCUGAAUGGGAGGUCAAAGCCACCUGCACGCUCAGCUCACUGAGCGAAGCACACACUCUGCUACUCAGGACCACGGAUGAUUUUAGGCAGUGGACUCGUGCCAAAGUACGUGUGAUGUUGUCUCCAGGAAAGACCCCCUUCGAUAGUGUGGAUGAUCAGUCCAUGGCUCACUUGCUGAAUGGCCACCACCUCAUUGCUGAAGAGAAGGAGCAAAAUGAGAAAUUCUACCUCAGACAGUCUGCUAACAUUAUUCGCUACUUUACUCACCACAGCAUCAAAUACUACUGGAAUGAAGGGACACAGGACUUUGAAACAUUCACGGGCUUGGAGCACUUAAAGGUGAACUGUGCAGCCAUUUACAGAGACCACAGCUAUGGACUCACAAAAACAAUACAGGACUACAGAGCUAUGUUUUUCGGCAAGAAUGAGAUUGACGUACGAGUUCCAACUAUCUUUAAACUCUUUGUAAAAGAGGUCUUGAACCCAUUUUACAUCUUCCAGCUCUUUGCCAUUGUUCUGUGGGCUGUUCAGGAAUAUUUCCAUUAUUCCCUCAGCAUGUUAAUUUUAUCUUUACUUUUAAUAGCUGCUUCUUUGUACACCAUACGAAAGCAAUACAGGAAACUUCAUAACUUGGUGGUUUCACACAGUAUGAUGGGAGUUUCAGUGUGCAGAAGAAAUGAAGAUACUGAACAAGUCAUGUCGACUGAGCUCGUGCCUGGUGAUGUCAUCGCGAUUCCAUCCAAUGGGAUGAUCAUGCCGUGUGACGCCGUGCUCAUCAGUGGCACCUGCAUUGUGAACGAAAGCAUGUUGACAGGGGAGAGCGUACCUGUUACUAAGACCAGUUUGCCAAGUUCAGGCGAUGACGCAGAGAGGAUCUACUCUACAGAGGAACACAAGCGACACACCCUUUUCUGUGGCUCACAUGUGAUCCAAAGCCGUUACUAUGCUGACGAGCUGGUGAAGGUGAUUGUGGUCAGAACAGGCUUUAAGACGGAAAAGGGCCAGCUCGUGCGCUCCAUCCUCUACCCUAAACCCACCAACUUCAAACUGCACCGUGAUGCUACACAGUUCCUAAUCUGUAUGGCGGUGUUGGGAGUGCUUGGUUUCUUCUACGCCAUCGUUGUUGAUGUCCUAUUGGGGGUUUCUGUCCAGGCUGUCAUCUACGACGCUCUGAAUAUUACUCUUAUUGCUGUGCCCCCGAUCAUACCCGUAGCCUUGACCGCCGGUCUUGUGCACACGCAGCGACGCUUGAAGCGAGACGGCAUCUUUUGUAUCAGUCCGCAGAGGAUCAACAUCUCAGGUCAGCUGAACCUGGUCUGCUUUGAUAAGACAGGCACUCUCACUGAAGACUGUUUAGACGUAUGGGGUGUUCAGAGAGCUGAAGCUGGCAUUUUUUCAGCUCCAGACAUUGAGAUAUCUACAAAGACUAAUUUUGCUGCCUGCAUGGCAACUUGCCACACCUUGAUCACCAUAGAAGGAAAACUCUGUGGGGACCCUUUAGACAUCAAGGUGUUCAGCGCCACGGGCUCGAUUCUUGAGGAGGCAACCGAAUACCACACUGCACUUUACAAUGCCAGAAUUUCCUCUGUUAUUCAAUUCCCGGAUCAGUCCAGUGAGUUCGGCAUUGUGCGCCAGUUUCCUUUCUCCUCGGCGCUGCAGAGAAUGUGUGUGGUCGUCCGGCAACUGGGACAAAAACAUUUUGACGUCUAUCUGAAAGGAGCACCAGAGACUGUGGCUAAUCUCUGCAAACCACACACAGUCCCACAAAGUUUCACAGAGAUUCUUGAGGUUUACACACGACAAGGGUUCAGGGUUAUUGCCUUGGCCCGUAACCAGCUAGAGUCUGAACUCUCCUGGCUCAAAGUCCAGAGCCUAAGCCGAGAGCAGAUAGAAACCGAUAUGGACUUCCUUGGUUUGAUCAUCAUGCAGAAUAAAAUCAAAGAACAGACUGCUGACGUUUUGCUUGAGUUAAGACGAGCCAACAUUCGAACUUUAAUGGUGACAGGUGACAACAUGUUGACAGCAAUAUCAGUGGCUCGAGACUGCGGAAUGAUUCCAGACCAUGAGAAAGUCAUUAUUGCAGAUGCAGUGUCUCCGAAUGAUCAAAAUCCCGCCAAGAUCACGUGGCGCUACUGCAAGAGCCCAGUUCAGAUAAACAAUCAGACUACUAAGAUCCCUUUUUCUGGUGACGGGGUGUGCAGUAACAAUGACCCUGGCUAUCACUUUGCUGUGAGUGGCCAAUCCUUCAAUGUCAUCACUGAACACUUUCCAACACUUUUCCAAAAGUUCCUCCUGAGAGCCAGCGUGUUUGCUCGCAUGACUCCGGACCAGAAGACUCAGCUGGUGCAAGCCCUGCAGAGUAUCGAUUACACUGUUGGGAUGUGUGGGGAUGGUGCAAAUGACUGUGGGGCACUGAAGAAAGCUCACAGCGGGAUCUCUCUUUCUGAGCUGGAGGCCUCUGUGGCUUCUCCCUUCACCUCCUCCAUCCCAAACAUCUCCUGCAUUACCAACCUCAUCAGGCAAGGCCGUGGUGCUCUAGUCACAACUUUCUGCGUGUUCAAAUUCAUGUCCCUCUUCAGCUUCAUUAUGUUCUGUGGAGUCAUUCUGCUUUACACGGUUCUCAGCAAUUUCGGAGACUGGCAGUACCUCUUAACUGAUUCUGUGAUGCUUGCUCUAAUCAUCCUUACCAUGAGUCUGAACCCAGCGUGGAAGAAGUUGGUGCGACGCACCCCCCCAACCAGUCUGAUGUCCAUCCCUGUGCUAUCGUCAAUUUUGUUUCAGAUAGUCAACUGUCUACUCUUUCAGAUCUUUACUUUUUUCUUGGUGCGACAACAGAGUUGGUAUCGGACUCCUCAGGAAAUUCAAUGCAAUGACUCCAGUUUCAGUGACACCUGCAGCCUCAACCAAACCAGAGAUGGAGCCUUAUAUAUCAUAAAGAACUUUGAAAACACCUCCCUCUUCUACGUUUCUGCAUUCCAGUACUUGAUUGUUGCGAUUGUAUUCGCAAAAGGAAAACCCUUCAGACAACCAAGCUAUAAAAACUGGUCAUUCGUGUUAACCUGCACUCUUCUGUACACUUUUAUCCUCUUCAUCAUGCUGUAUCCCAUUCCUGCUGUUGAUGAGGUCAUGGAGAUCGCGGAUGUUCCCUACAACUGGCGCAUUAUGCUGCUCAUUAUUAUUUUAGCGCACGCUGUUCUGUCUUUCAUCCUCGAGAAUUUGAUCCUUGACACUCUGUGGAAGUUUUUUCCAACUAAUCCGGGUGUAAAGUGGACCAGCAAAUACACAAGUAACACAACACAGAUGGCGAAUCAACAUUGGGGCUUGGCCUUCCUCUCCAGGAUCCUUUGUCGUAAAAACCGGCCCCCAAAGACUAAACACAAGUAUCUGGCAAUGAAGCUGCAAGAGGAGAUCGACUGGCCUCCUGCACCUUCAAGCAUCACCUAUGCUGGAACACCUCAGUACCACUUAUCGGUCCCAUUUUGACACUAAGAAUGACAGAAUAUCCUUAAACACAGGCCUCGCCUCUACUGGAUGGAUGGAUGGAUGGAUGGAUGGAUGGAUGGAUGGAUGGAUGGAUGGAUGGAUGGAUGGAUGGAUUCAGUAAAUAGGGGAAAAAAUAAGUUAACUGAACAUUUAAGGACUUUUUCUGUGAUUUCAGGCUAUCCCUGAACCCCCUGACUUGAUUUAGACUUUUUACAUUAAAAGACAUUGUAUCAA
Messenger RNA from Syngnathus typhle (broad-nosed pipefish), 5289 nucleotides. Its product is annotated as polyamine-transporting ATPase 13A3-like. The transcript has 33 exons. Gene Ontology annotation, biological process: intracellular calcium ion homeostasis; polyamine transmembrane transport. NCBI's taxonomy places the organism in Eukaryota, Metazoa, Chordata, Actinopteri, Syngnathiformes, Syngnathidae. Gene Ontology annotation, cellular component: late endosome membrane. Bases 1423 to 5055 code for a protein of 1210 amino acids. Gene Ontology annotation, molecular function: P-type transmembrane transporter activity; ATP binding; ATP hydrolysis activity. The record is from RefSeq and is a predicted model, not a curated record.